GUAGCACCAAACGUAAUCGAAUUCCUGAAAUCACCAGUUAACAUAAUCGAUUUUGCGGCCACACUGAGCUUCUACAUCGACAUGAUCCUUAUUUUUGAGAAGAAGUCGCAGCUCCUGGACUUCAUCAGUAUCAUAAGGAUAUUCAGGUUGUUCAAGCUCACCAGGCAUUCACCAGGCUUAAAGAUACUCAUACACACCUUCAAGGCUUCCGCCAAAGAACUAGGAUUGUUGGUGUUCUUUUUAGUUCUGGGCAUUGUGGUGUUUGCUAGUCUUGUGUACUAUGCUGAGAAGAUGCAGGACAACAAGGAUAACUGCUUCAAAAGCAUCCCAGAGGGUCUGUGGUGGGCGAUAGUGACAAUGACCACAGUAGGCUAUGGCGACAUGGCGCCCAAGACCUAUGCUGGAAUGUUUGUUGGUGCCCUUUGCGCCCUUGCGGGGGUUCUGACCAUAGCUUUGCCGGUGCCCGUCAUAGUUUCUAAUUUUUCGAUGUUCUACUCACACACACAGGCACGGGCAAAGCUUCCGAAACAAAGACGUAGCGUCCUACCAGUGGAACAACCACGUCGCAAGAAAACGGAACAACCCACAAAUCGAAGAAUGAAUGCUAUCAAGCACAAUCCCGUAGCCUUAAAGAACCAAUUUGAAGAUAAAUCUGGCGAUAAUAAUGGUGUCAAUUUGAUAGGUUUAGCUCUACAAGGACCAUCAAUGCCUAGUAUAGCAGUACUGCAUCACAAUGGGCCAUACACCAUCCCCAUAAGACCGGAUAUACCAAGUCCGUCUGAAAUUCCCCCCAUAGCUCAAAUCAUCACCCCCCUCCGACCCCGUCCAGCCACUGUGGGCAGCGUGGAUGUGCUUCCCCUGCAACCUAAAUACCUACCCACUUUCGACCGUGAGCGACGGUCGGAACCCAGAGAGACUACGAGCUAUCAAGAGAACCUGGUAGCAUGCAAGUCGGAGCAGUUUACAUCAAGGUUUUUCAAUGAAGUAUGUCCUAAUCUGACAGAAAAAGAGAUUAGCCUAGCGAGCGUCCCAGCAAUGGCGAUAGGCAGUUCCACAGAGGUCUUGGUGAGCAUAGUAGAGAAUCAAGCCAAGCUGCGUAAACGGUCACUUAUGACGAUGCCUUGCGAUCCCAGGAACCUGGAAUCAGCUAUGGAGAAGGACUCUCCUGACUUCGAGAACCUCAAGUCGCCCAGCACUGAGUUUACCACCUCGACGGUGGAGUCGACACCUGCGGAGGAACGUGUAAGGGCCGAGUGUGAUAUUAGCAGGCGUGGUAGUGACAAAUACAUCGUGUACUAGUUGAGGGAUCAGUGUUUCAUGAUAAUUUAUAUUAUAUUGUUGCGACUCAUUGGAUAGAAGGAUUUCUUAUCGUUGUUGUAACACCAUAUCGUCGCUAAGGUACUAACACUGCGUAACUAAAAAAAUAAUUAAUAAGGUAUGCGUGUACUUGAAAAGAGUCAUCAGUAAACAGUAUUUCAAGGACUUAGGGGCCAAACAAAUAUGGGGAAUUAUAAAACAAGAAUGUGAUUCGAUAAGGGAUCCAAAGACCCACCGUUAUUUUUGCUCUCCUAAAAAGUUGUCAGUUUUGAGAGAUGCGAUAUUAGAACUUGCGCGCUUUUGACUACCAAUUCUUUACAAGCGUUGCGUAUUUCUAAUUAGCCGUUUAGUACUAUAAUUCAUGAAUACUGAAUACUAAUUGAUAAAAGUUUGUAUAUCUUUUUUCGUAAUUUGCCUUCAAUAGAGAAUUCUGAAAUAGUCACUUUUAUCCGAUGACUUGCAAUAACAAGAUUCGAAGAUUUUUACUAUAAUGCAUAUCUAAGUGUGAAUACGACACAAAACAUCAUUAUUAUCACUGUUGUCAGGUCUAUUAUCAGUGUGGUUAGUCAAUGGUAUGAUUUGAAUAUGGGCCAAUAAUAACACAUUUUUUUAAGGUUCAUUUAGUCUGAUAGACUGAUUAUUGAAUCGGACCCUUUCUGUUCUAAAUACUCGUAUGAGUGUAAAGCAGAUCCAUGGUUUUGGUUGAUUAUUGCACGUUUAGACUGUCUAUCGAUAGUUUAGAAUCCCGAUUUAGUCAAAGAAAAUUUGAGACUUUUUAUAACUCAUAUGCAUUUAGAGGGACCAAAAACUUUUAAAUUGAAUAAAAAUAGAAAGCAUAAAAAGUACAAAAUAAACUAAGCAGUAGAGGUUUUGGCCACAUGUCCAAAAAUAGUUUUUUAUUAGAUAUUAUAGGAAUAUUCCGUCCCUGGAAACAACUCAAAUUUCAAAUAGAUAACAUCUAUGAGAUUUUUAUAUUUGAGUAUCGUAGAACAUUUGAAUCUUGAACUAUCACCAAAUUUUUUUAUUCUAGUGCUUCAAUGCUUUUAAGUACCCAGACUUCGUCAUUUUUGCAUUUUGGUCCAAAACUAACCAUUUGGUAAUAAUUAACUCAAGUAUAUUUAAAUAAGCGCAUGGUCACAAUACUCUCCACUUUCCACUUCAAAUCUAUAAUAACACAUAACAAGGCACAAAAUAUUAAACAAAUAAUAGUGUUGCUCUAGUACGCUCACAUUAAAAACAAAAAAUGCUGUCACAGUAUAAUAGAUCAUUGAUGUCCGUUUUUGUUUUUAUUGUGGGCGCAGUGUGAAAUACAAUCAGGUGCUGAAAAAGCAAAAUAUUCAUGCAAGUUUAAAAUAAAUACGCUUUAAAAUAUUUAAAUGUAAAAACUUCGUAGAUGGAAUCAAUAUGAAUUAUUUUCAGAGCCGAGCCGAGCAUAUAGAGCUUGAUGCUUCUACCAAGCAAAUCUAAACUUUAUAUUUUCAUCACAAGUUUAUAAACUUGCCAUGAUCAACUGAAACUUAUGGAAGCUUUGACCUUGCUACAUCAUCAAGUAUUAUGGUAUUUCCUUCUUACUACCAAUAGUUAGGACUGAAUGAAAAAGUAUUUAUUCAUGAGACAUUUUCCAUAAAAAUAAUGUUAAGCAAGGCUCGUGUAGCAGACCCAAGCAUAGUGAGCCACAGGAUCAGUAUAGAACCGAAAAUAAUACACUGCUCAUUCAAAUAAUGGCAACGAUGCAGCGCGUAAUGCCACUGUUACGUUAAUGGUCUUAAAUGCAAGUUGACAGCAACUAAACAUUUUUAGUAUGAUAUGAUCUGUUGUGUUACUAGAAGUCAUAAUGAAUCAAAAUCGCAUAUUGACGCGUUUAUUCUUUCCAACCAAGUUUUUAUUUAUUGAAAAGUUUCCUAAUUGAAUAUCAACAUGUAAGGGGGUAAUCUUUGGGUCCAUCUUAAGAAGUAAACCUUACAUGAACCUAUGUCCCCUGAAGAUCUUAACGGCACGCCACCGACCUUUCUUAUAGAUAAAAAAAAUAGUAGUAGUAGUAGAUACCAUUCAGGUUUUUCGGGCUGUUGAGCCGUAUUGGGGUUGGAUUUUUCGGCUACAUCUGCGGUAGCCACCUUCAGCGGCACUGUCGGCGAGAGCGAAGUGCUCGGCUUGGCGGGUCGACUGAAACUGAUCGGCCAACUGGAUGGGCGUACGGUUUUAUAGGCGAUCGGCAGACUGAGGACUGAGCUGUCUGGUAGGGGAGUCUGGGUCUCUUGAAUGACGUGGUUUUUGUGCUGUGUUUUUUAGAAUUGGGAACCACGUUUUGUUUAAAGCCAGGCCUUCAGUUUGGUAGAACAGAACAUUGUGGCCAUCUUGGAGUGCGUGUUUGGCUACCUCUGAUUUAUCAGUUUGUUCCAGUCGACAGUUUCUUUCAUAUUCCUUGAUGCGUGUUCGGUACUUUACCACAGGAACACGGUAUUCUGUAUACGCCGUCACCGCUCAAGGGGUCCCUAGGGUCCUUUACUGAUGUUAGGAGUUGCUGGAUUUGAUUUGUCGGCUUGUAGAUGGUCUUGACGUUGCGUUUCUGCAGCAACCUACCUAUUUUAUCUGUAAUGCCUUUAAUGUAUGGUAGAAAGGAGACUCCCGUAGGUGGUUCCUUGUCUCCUGCCGGCGGUCUGCUUUUUUGUCGUGAAACCUGCUUUAUUUGUUCCCUGCUAUAGCCUUUUGCUUGUAAGACUAUGGUAACAUGAUCCACUUCCCCCUGCAGGUAUUGAGGUUCACAGAUUUGGUGUGCCCUGUCUAUCAGAUUUUUAGUGACACCUCUUUUUUGUCCAGGAUGAUGGUUGUGUAGAUAUUUGUCAGUGUGUGUUGCUUAGCGGUAAACUCUGUGACCCAUCUCUAAGUUCUCUCGUCUUACCACCAGGAAGGCCAGUUGAUUGUCCUCUUCUAUCUCCAUUGUGAAUUUGAUUUUGGGGUGAAUGCUGUUUCGCUGAUUUAGGAUGACUGCUAGUUAUGUUCUUUCGUGGCUCCAUACCACGAAGGUAUCAUCCACAUACCGUAGCCAACAACUGGGACGAUUGGGAGCGGUGUUCAGUGCCUCUUCCUCGAACUUUACUAUGUAGAAAUUGGCAAUUAUAGGGCUUAGCGGACUUCCCAUUGCGACGCGUCAGUUUAUUCAUAAAAUUGAUUGUUCCAUGCGCCACUAGACCUAUCACUGGAUUACCUAAAGCAAGUUUUUCCAGAGAAUAUCCAACAAGACCACGGCUCAACAGCCCGAAAAACCUAAAUGAAAUUAGAAUUAGCCGUGAAAGACUUCAUCCUUCAAGUAGUAGUAGAGUCUGUAUUCAUUUAUGAGAAGAUCUGAUCUCUUGAAUCUUUUUAUUCCGACGAGCAGUUUUCGCCUAAAAAAGUAAACGAUACUGUUAUGAUCAUGCAGAGAAACGGUUUUCAUUUUUUUAAGCGAAAACCGUGCAUUGAAUCGAAAAAAGUAAGCAAUCGAAUAUGUUUAUAAAUGACUGGGGAUUUCUAGAGUGAUUAUUAUUUGAAGAAAAAUCAAUGUCUGCUAAAGAAGACAAGUGAAAUUCCAAACAAACGCCUCGGGUGGAAGAAAAUAAAGUAAAUAAUGUGGUACAUCAAAAAUGCUUCUGAUUGAAAUAUCUGAACUGGUAUUAAGAGAUAUUAUGUAUCUCUCGUAUAAAGCUUUCUUCUUAAAAUGGAUCCAACAGCUUAAAUAUUGACAUUAAUCAAUAAAAUCAACAGUUUUCGAAGUUUUUCAAUUUCUGUAAUCUACCAACAAAGACAUUUUGCCCUAAGUAAUAAAAAGCUUCGUAUGAUAGAUUUUCUUGGUUUGCACGUAAAUUAAGCGAUUGUAACCCGACUACAGUAACCCAAAGGAGUGUAUUUUUUAUUGUGCUAUCAAGACUAAUCAAAUGUCAAAAUCCAUCAAGUCAUUUCAAGUUUAACCCAUGAGACAUAAAUUUCAAGGCUUAAGCUUAAUAUCCACCAUUUUGAUCUUAUAAAAUUUUGGUAUACAUCGGGUCACUCUCUCUCUCUUCCAUGAUCAAUCAAGACGUUUAAGCUGUAGCGCAUGAAGCAGAAAUUUAAAACUUUUUUUAUUAAAAUUCGCCAUUCUAUUAUUAUAAAUCCCACCAUCACUUGUAGUGCUAAGGCAAAACUAACGACACUCACAUGUCAAAAUCCAUCAUGCCGUUUAAGCAGUAGCCUGUGAAAUAGGAGUUUCAAGGGUAAACCUAUCUUCAACAUCCGCAAUUUUUUUAGUAAGUUUUAAUGUAGUCAACAUUUUUGUCGUACUGCUGAGAACAAUUCAAGAAUAUCUCUCAUAUCAAAAGCAACUAAGCUGUUUAAGCUUCAGCUUGUGAAAUAGGAAUUUUAAUGUUGAUUGUUUUAUUAUUUAUAUUAUAUAUAUAUUUCGUUUUUAUAAUUCUUUUGUUACAAAGAUACAUAGGUGUACAUACCCACGCGCCAAAAAAUUACAGUCGGGUGAAAAGUCCGAAAAUAGUAACUAUACAAAGAAAUUAAGUUAUUCUAAGAAACAGAAUGAUUUCCUUUUCAGUUUUCCUCAGAACAAUUUUGUUAAGAAUUACUCGUACAUUAAACUAUAAAUUAUUAGAACGACUUGUCAGAUUUCUAAAAUGCUCUUAAAUGAUCAUUUUAAUAACUAUUUCUAAUAAAGAUACUAAUUUCUCAGAAGUCAUUCUCAGUUCAAGCCGAGCUCGCGAGAUGGUAGUCAGGUAUUUAUUUACUUUCUAGCUCCUUUUAUCACCGUUGAGGUAAAAGGGGAAUCAUUAUUAUGAAAUCAUGGUCUGAUCUACAUUGGUUUGACCGUCUAUUUGUAAAAAAUAUGAUAAUAUGAGUGUGUUUUUCAGUAAUUUUUUGGCUUACUGUAAUUUUUAAUACUAGUUACGACCCUGUUCUAAGAAAUACUGAAAACGAAAAAUAUAUUUCGGGUUAUUGUUGAAAAAUUACAAAAAUUGAAAAAUCUAAAAAAAUCAUAUAUAUGGGGUGACAUGUUUUGCAUUUCGGGCUUCUUGUCAUGUCCUGGAAAUGAUCCGGCAAAUUACUACUAUGCUUAAAUAUGUUUUCCAACAGUAAUAGUAAACAGGAGGACGCAUAAGACCUGUGUUAGGCCUAAUACAAAUUCGAUAAAAAAUUAAGGGAUAUGGCGAUCAAAACGUUUGAAGGGAAUUUCGAGGUAAUUUCAAAAAACGUCGAGGAAUCAAGACUACGAGAUUAAUUUCGAAAUUACUUUCUUUUUUUUGUAGUAUGAUUUUAAACAUCUAAAAAGAUUCUAUAAAGUUUUCUAGAACCCCACAUUGCAAUCAGUCCUUCAUCGUAAUUGGUUUGAAUAGAUGAUAAUUACAGCGGAGCUCAGCCGUGAAGUAUUUGUUAAUCGUAAACGAUAUUAAAUAUAGACUUCUAUACAGGGUGUCUGCGAAAGAUUGGGAAAUCUCGAAACUGGACAUACUACAGACCAAAAUAUGUGGAUUGACCUAAACAUACCUCAGUCCAAAAGUUGGUAGCUUGCGAGAUACAGGGUGUCAAAGUUUCAAUUUUAUUUUCUAUUUUUCCUUAUUGCUUGAGAAGUAUUUCAGAUUUUGGCAUUAAGCUCGGUAUAGGGAGGUUUUCAAGUAUGAGAAACAAAAAUCCGACAUUUUUUAUAGCAAACUUAUAGGGGGCGUCACUUGCAGCACUAUUUCGGUAAAAAACUUAUCAUAACUUUUUUGUGCUACUCUGUAUAAAACAACUGACCGAAAAAUCUUAUUAUCUCGUACUUCCACAACAAAAAAGGUUUACAUGUUAGAAGUGUCUAAAACUAAUAUUUUUUGAGAUAUUUGUUUUUAAAGCAACAUUUUGCAAAUCCGUACAUUAAAUACAUAUCAGAAUAUUCAUCAAACUUAUACUCCAUGAUGUUUAAGAACUAAUUGUCAACAUAAACUUAUUCAUAAAGUUUAAAGCAAUAUUAUGACAAACAUUAGAAACCAUAACAACGCUACUCAGAUGUUAUACAAAGCAACAUGAUUAUUGUGUUAAAAAAGUAUUUUAUCAUCAUGGUACAAAUAAUGCAUUGGAACUCAUGACGCCCUCUAGAAGUUUGGCCAUAAAAAAUAACGGAUUUUUAUUUCUUAUACUAGAAAACCUCCCUAUACCGAGUUUUGUGCCAGCAUCUGAUAUACUUAUCAAGCAAUAAGGAAAAAUAAUAAAUAAAAUUGUAACUUUGACACCAUAUUUUGGUUUGUAGUAUCUCCAGUUUCGAUGUUUCCCAACCUUUUGCAGACAUCCUGUAUAUGUUGCUAUUUGGGGGCCAAGUCAUCAUACUCAUCCAAAUGGGCUCUUUGAUUUGUCAGUUUCCAUUUGAUACUAAUAUCGUUCUCCACUGACAUGCACUAAGUCAUCGCAAAUGGAAUUGCAAUUCCGGUAACGGUGUAGGGCAAUAUGAAGUGGAAGCGCAGUAGCGCGGAAACACAAUCAGUGCAGGACGGAUAUUCAUCAAUUAUUUCACAACCUAUUUGAGUUAUGUAUAUGACCUAGUAUUUAUCAUAUUUCUUGCUUAUACCACCAUAGCGAAGUUCACAAAUUUUGAGGAACUUGUACAAACGACGUAGUAUUUAGGAAGAUAAUGUAAACUAGCAAUGAUUUUCCCAGAGGAGCACACGAUAACAAAGAAAAAUGCACUGAAGAACCUGGCAGCACAGCCCAAUAAGACGUGCGUAAAUGGUGCAAAAGUGCAUGCCGGUGGAAAACACUAUUUCUUUGACUUGGUGUGAAUUUCACACUGACAGUGAUCGCUGCAGUGUUGUGGUAUCUUAAGCGCUGGCAAUAUGUAUUUAUAAUAGAUUUUGGCCUGACGAUUUUCUAUGUUUUAUAAACCGCAAUGAACAGGGAUAUUCAAAUUAUGAUGUAGAUGUAUUCUAUUUGUGUACAUUAAAACCUUAUUAUAGUUCUCCCGAUAUGCCUCAAACCUAAAUGAAACAAUUGUUAAAUGUUGUCGUACCACUAUGAAAAUGUUUAUGUUAUACCACAAAUCUUUUUGAGUUUUUAGUAUGCAGCA
Molecule: messenger RNA, 8368 nt
Organism: Acanthoscelides obtectus
Lineage: Eukaryota; Metazoa; Arthropoda; Insecta; Coleoptera; Chrysomelidae
Source: the annotation of a GenBank genome assembly